Molecule: messenger RNA, 1329 nt
Organism: Alosa alosa (allis shad)
Lineage: Eukaryota; Metazoa; Chordata; Actinopteri; Clupeiformes; Clupeidae
Product: zinc finger BED domain-containing protein 5
Exons: 2
Coding region: 1-1329 (442 amino acids)
Source: RefSeq, a predicted model, not a curated record
AUGGAGCGAGACCCAGCGCCAGUGUUAAGGGCCAUCCCGCUCAGCAAUGACAGUGUGGCACGGAGGGUUAGAGAGAUGGCGCUGGACACUGAGGAGCAGCUGUGUGCCACACUGCGAGAAAAUCGUUUCAGUAUCCAGCUGGAUGAAACAACAACAGCAGACAACAAUGUUCUCCUAAUGGCCUAUGCGCGUUUUGUGUCUGGGAGGGAUGUGGCCGAGGACAUGCUGUUUAUUAAAUAUCUCUCUGCGGACACAAGAGGAGAAACUAUAUUUAACGCGCUAAAAGAGUACCUCCAGGAGAAGUCCAUUCCACUGGGGAACAUCCUCGCCUGUGCCACAGAUGGAGUUCCCGCUAUGGUUGGGAGGUACCGCGGAUUCACCACUUUCCUUAAGGAGCGUGUGCCGCAGGUGUUGACAGUGCACUGUGUCCUCCACCGUCACUACCUCGCGUCCAAAGCCAUCAGCCCAUCUCUCCACCAGUCACUCAACACAGCAGUAAAAGCAAUAAAUAAAAUCAAAGCCCAUGCUCUUAAUGAUAGGCUCUUCAGGCAGCUGUGUGGCGAGAAUGAUGAGGCCUUCGAGCGUCUGUUGCUCCACACCGAGGUGUGCUGGCUCUCCAAAGGCAACUGCCUGGUGAGGCUGUGUGAGCUGUUUCAGACAGUCCUGGAGUUCCUACAAGGUGUCGAUGCCGAUCUAACGGAGAAGCUGCUGUCUUGUCGCGCCGACAUCCAUUACCUCGCGGACUUCUUUGGGAAAAUGAAUGAGGUCUCCCUGAAGCUCCAAGGAGAGGCCGUGACGCUUGUCCAUUCAAAGGCCACAGUGCACAGUUUCCUUACCAAGCUGGACCUGUACCAAGUGCUGGAUGAUCUCACAGACAACCAUCUGCUCCGUUACACUGACCACUUGAAAACGGUGAAAGCGGACCCGGAGGUCUGUUUCAGGGAUCUCAAUGAAUUAGACGUCCCUGAAUGGGUGACGGAGCCAUUCCAAGUGGAUGUGUCCAGCAUUGAUGCUGCAUUUCAGGAAAGCCUCAUUGACCUACAAAAUGAUGAAGAGGCCAAGGCCACGUUCCGCACCUCUGGCUGGCGUGCGAUGUGGGCCACACAUGGUCUGCGAUUUCCGCUGCUGUGGGAGAAGACUUGUGUUCUUCUUGCUUUCCCCACGUCCUACCUCGUCGAGCAGGGAUUCAGCCAAGCUCUCCACUUGCAGACCAAGUACCGCAACCGUCUGAAUUUGGUAGACUCCGGUGCGCUCAGGCUGAAGCUGACGUCUGUGUGUCCUGACGUUAAAAAGCUGGCAGCUAGCCACCAAGCACAGGGCUCACACUAA